Molecule: messenger RNA, 3289 nt
Organism: Archocentrus centrarchus (flier cichlid)
Lineage: Eukaryota; Metazoa; Chordata; Actinopteri; Cichliformes; Cichlidae
Gene: paqr3a
Product: progestin and adipoQ receptor family member IIIa
Exons: 8
Coding region: 88-1131 (347 amino acids)
Cellular component (GO): membrane
Molecular function (GO): signaling receptor activity
Source: RefSeq, a predicted model, not a curated record
UGUGACUCGGAAGAUGUUGUAAUUGAAACUUCAGUAAUAUUGCGCUGUUUUUUUUGUUUUUUAAGUUAAUAUUAACAGUGUUUACAAAUGCGUAGUACGUAUUAUAAGCCCCAGAAUGGCACAAACUGCACAUAUGCCAAGUUAAAAGGUUCAGGUCAGACUAAACCGCACCCUGCUGUCUCAGACAUGCCUCAGAAACCACAGAAGAGCUCUCAGGCUGCACACUACAUCGAGCUGGGAAGUUAUCAGUACUGGCCUGUACUGGUGCCCAGAGGUAUCAGACUGUACACAUAUGAACAGAUCCCACUGUUUCUGAGGGAGAACCCCUACAUCACAGAUGGAUACAGGGCAUACCUGCCCUCCAGGCUGUGCAUCAAAAGCCUCUUCAUCCUGUCCAAUGAGACGGUGAACAUCUGGAGCCAUCUCCUGGGCUUCCUGCUCUUCUUCUGUCUUGGGGUGUACAACAUGGCCUCUGUGCUGCCGGCUUUUGGCGCCUCCAGAGAGGAUUAUGUCAUCUACUCCAUUGGACUCUUCUGCUUCCAGCUGUGUAUGCUGUGCUCCGUGGGGUACCACCUGUUCUCCUGCCAUCGCUCAGAGAAGACCAGCCGCCGUUGGAUGGCGCUGGAUUACGCCGGCGUUUCCAUCGGCAUCCUGGGAUGCUACGUUCCCGGAGUCUUCUACACCUUCUACUGUAACAAUUACUGGCGGCAGGUGUACCUGGUGACGGUCCUGGCCAUGAUCCUGGCCGUGUUCUUCGCUCAGAUCCACCCUCAUUACCUCAGCAAGCAGUGGAAGCAGCUGCGCUCCAUCAUCUUCUGCUCUGUGGCCGGAUACAGCCUCAUCCCCACCGUCCACUGGAUCUGCAUCACAGGAGGGUUCUCCUCUGAACUCGUCCAGGCAUUUGUUCCCCGAGUUCUGGGGAUGUACGUCAUUGCAGCACUGGCGCUCAUUUUCUAUGUUUCAAAGGUUCCUGAGCGUUACUUCCCCGGUCAGCUGAACUACGUGGGCUCCAGCCAUCAGAUUUGGCACGUGCUGCUAGUGCUCAUGUUUUACUGGUGGCACCAAGCAUCGGGCUUCAUCAUGGCGUACAGACACAGUCAGCCCUGCCCCAGCGCCCCCCCACACGCCUAGAUCGCUGCUGCGGGCCGGGACCGCGGCGCUGAUGAAUGUCGGCUGCAGUGGGUCCAGUUUGGCAGAAGAAGCGGAGACGCUGAGCUUCGGUCUUCGGUCCAUCAGUGUCCUCACAGAUGGACUCUUACCUGUGUCUUCAGUCCACCUCACCUGUGAGUCUCUGUGAUGAGGAGGAGCCGUCAGAGGGGCUGCAGAUUUGAAUCGAUCCAGGAUGUGAGGUGACCUAUGAACACUGAUGAAAACAGAGAGGCCCUCUGAGUGAUUGUAGAUGAUCAGCAGCAGCUGAGGCUCCUUUAAGAACUCAUGUUUGUGUAUAAACUGCAGGGUGGGCAGCAGAAGUGCCUGUAAGUGAACCUGCAGCUCCUGCAGAACGACAUGUUUCCAGCUGUGUUUUAAAGGGUUAAAGCCACAGCUGCUGUUAGUAGGGCAGAUGAACUCUGACCUCAGUAUUGUACACUACGAGCAAACAAAAACAUUUCUGAUAUUUUAUUAAAUAAAAAAAAUGAUCACACCAUGAACAAACCAAAGUUUCCUUCAGUGGGAAUGAAUCGCUCUCAUCCCUUUAUGGUGACACGUUCACGCUGUCACAGGUACUGCCAACACCUGGGUACCUGAAGCUCCAGGUGGUCGGGCGUCUCCUCCUGUUUCACACUGACAUUUAUUUAUAUAUAAAGAGCUAAAAGGUUUGAAGGUUUCACAGUCACCUGACACAGCAUGUUGUUUGGUGUGUCAUAAAGAUGAGAAGAUCCUCUUUCCCGUCUUUCUGGGGGGUGAUGGGCAGUUUGGCCUUUGAUGGGGGGGGGGUCUUGUUGAGCUUUUAAACUGCGUCCCAGCUGAGAGCUGCAGGAAGGAGCCCUAAAACUCAGUGUUUGACUCUUCUGUUCAUUUUUGGUUCGGCGGCUAAAAUAAUGUUUUUAGGACGAGUUUCCAACAUUUUUGCAGUGGUUUAAAGACUUCACCACACUGGAGCUCAGUGACGGUCCUGUUCCUGACAUUCUCGCUUUCAUGCUUCAAAAUCUUGUAAACGGUCAAUGUGUGAAUAUCAUACUGAUGAAUAUUGUUUCAUUAUUAGACAAACACCGACUGGAUGUCACUGAGUCAGUUCAGUGUUCUGCGUAACAGAUGGACGUGGCUUCCUGGUCUGAAAGUGCCUUAAACCUGCAGUGCUUUUAAUGACCACCAGGGAGCGAUACCUGUGGUUACAGAGACGUCACCGCGGCUACGUCCAUCUUUCAGACGGCUGAACGUCUGCAGCAGUUAGCAGGAGCGCUAAUGUAGCACGGAGGAAACUCGGCUUUUCAUUGGAUGCUUGGAGUCGUUUUUAACUUGCAUGCAAACUGUCGUUGACUUGUUUACCCUCACGUGUGUGUCUGUGUGUGUGUCUGUGAGAGGAGAAGAGUACAAACUGUUGUACAAGCAGAAUCUGAAGUCUGAUAUAAAGGGAGGUUCUCGGAGCGUUGGGUCAGGAUCAGGAGAAAAAGCCAUUUUUGUUUUUGUGGUUCAUCUGUGCAGCGCUCUCUUUUUAAUGCUCGUCUAUGAACGCUGACACUUGUUACUAAUUAUAUUUAAUUUUGUUGUUUGCUGAAAGACUUCCUCACCGAGCACUCGAACAAUCAAAUCCCUCAAACAGGUUUCCUCAUCGAGGGCGUUUCUGUAACUCCUGUUGGUUUGAAGUUGGGACGCAGUUUUAUUUUACAAGAUUCAAACGAUGACUUAAGUAUUUCACAGGAGCUGCAGCUCUGAUAUCUACUGUAAACUGCGAACACUUUACAAAAGCAAACUUUAAGCUUCAUUUGUGGAAACUCUGUCUUCAGUAUUUUAGGACAUCAUAGCCCGCAGUAUGCUUUCGGGUGAGGUGCAAUGUUGCAGGUCAGCUCUUUGUGUUUCCAUGUUGGAAUAAAAUCAGUAUAAAUACAUGUUUUCAUCCUCAGCAGUGCGCCUGCUGGGGGCGCUCUCAUUCUGAUGUUUUCUGUAAUUAAUGUUUUUAAUGUUGGGAAAAUCUUCUCUGGUUUGUUGUUCUGUGUUUAAUUUAUUCAUAAUGAAUCUGCUCAGUUUGUAUUUUCUUCCCUGUUUCUCUCAUUUUGUAGGAAAGUUUUAUAUAUUGACUUUUCAUACCUGAGCAUCAAACAGUUGAAAUAAAAGUAACCAUGUGCUGUUU